Acanthaster planci (crown-of-thorns starfish) is the source of this 3977-nucleotide messenger RNA. RefSeq names its product 5-methyltetrahydrofolate-homocysteine methyltransferase reductase (gene mtrr). Gene Ontology annotation, biological process: homocysteine metabolic process. Gene Ontology annotation, molecular function: flavin adenine dinucleotide binding; [methionine synthase] reductase (NADPH) activity; FMN binding. Gene Ontology annotation, cellular component: cytosol. NCBI's taxonomy places the organism in Eukaryota, Metazoa, Echinodermata, Asteroidea, Valvatida, Acanthasteridae. The record is from RefSeq and is a predicted model, not a curated record.
GCGUAGCAUGCAUUUAACGCGGCGUUCCGUGGUUUCGUGAAAGUGACACGUUCAUGACGUCUCUGUGGUUUUUGCGACACACUUCGAAAUUGGCUCUUCUUAGGGCUGUGUUCUGUUUUCGAUUAAAGCGCGCGAGAUCAAGACCGAGACCAAUGACUCGAGACCAAGACUGAGACCAGUGAUCGGAGGCCAAGACCAGCAUGUUCAAGACCAAGACCACGUUCAAACUGGCCUCGAGACCAAGACCAGUGUCAACAACUACUACACUAGACCACAUGAUGGACUAGACUGGAGGAAAGAGCUAUCGUUAUCCAUUUUUUCAAAAUUGUGGAUUUUGAUACAAUGACGAAAGGAAAUCAAGGGCGGUUUCUCCUCGUAUAUGGCUCUCAGACCGGCCAGGCCAAGGCCAUAGCUGAAGAAAUCUUUGAGAUGUCACCAAAUCAUGGAUUGGAGCCAGAGAUGCACUGCUUCAGUAUGACUGACAAGAAGUUCAGCAUCGAAAAAGAGACAUGCAUUGUGAUAGUCGUUUCUACAACAGGAGAUGGUGAGCCACCAGAUACUGCACAGAAGUUCUGGCGUCGCAUCAAAAAGAAAACAUUACCUAGUGAUCACCUUGCUGGAGUUCAUUUUACUCUGCUGGGUCUUGGAGACUCCAACUACACUAAUUUCUGUCGCAAUGGCAAAAAUUUUGACCAAAGACUUGAAGAGCUUGGAGCAAGCCGCUUUUAUCCAUCUGGCUUUGCUGAUGAUGCGACCGGCUUAGAAAUUGUUGCAGAACCCUGGAUUGAAGGACUAUAUCCAGCCCUUAGAAAGCAUCUUGGCAUAGACUGUGUCUCUGAGAGUCAAACUGACACCUCAGUUAUAGCAACUGAUGGUACCUGUGACUCAAACCAGGGAAUGAAAGUUAGAAAUGAAAUUGUUGAUUCUAGUGAUAGAUCCUCAAACCUGAUGGAGAAUGUCCAGUCCCCCACUGAAGUGAAGGGUGAGGAAGUAUCUUCUGCUCUUAAAUCUGAAUCAAGAACUUCAGAAAAUGCCGAAAACAGUUCUGCCAAGGAAAGGACAAGUAAUCAAGGUUUUCCAGCGUCAUCAAGACCUUCCAAAACUCCUGGUAUUGCAGAGGAAAUGAGUAUUAAAAAUGAUGCGAAUGGCACAGCGUCUGGCACUAUAGCUUCAGUCAUAAACCAAUUCAGUAACUCCCCAUCAUCAAAGAAAGAGCCCACUACUUCACUGUCUGGGUCUGAUGAUGCCACUCAACAGAAUGUAGUGCUUAAAAGAACAGGUGGUGAAGAUACACCUGCUAAAAACAGCGAUGAGCCAAUCGGUAUAUCAGGAUCUUCCUCUAACACAGAAAGCUGUGCCUCACUGACUAGGUCUAUCCCACCCUUAUCUGAAAGUGGUCUUACACUGCCUGUUGCUUCACCUGCAUUCCUUGAAGUGGAGUUCCAUACUGAACAGACCUUGAACACAGAUGAUCUUCCUCUUCAAGGUGGAGCACCCAUGCCAUCUGCUGCUUCCUCUGUUACCAUGGUAAAGUUUGUCUCUGCUACUAGGCUGACCAGAGAAGAUGCUGUCAAGACAGCGCUUGACCUGGAACUAGAUAUUUCUGAGAGUGGAAUUCAGUACCAACCGGGAGAUUCCUUCAGCAUUAUCUGUCCUAACGAUAGUAAAGAGGUCAGUAACCUCAUACAAAGGCUCGGCCUUGCAGACAAGGCAGACUGCCCAUUGAGUCUGCAGGUGCUAAGUGGAACUAAGAAGAGACGUGCUGCAAUACCAGAGUAUAUACCCACACCCCUCUGCUCCUUAAGGCAUGCCUUUCUGCAUUGCUGUGAUAUAAGGAGUCCACCAAAGAAGGCAUUCUUGAGAGUCCUUAUAGACCACACAAGUGAUGAGUCUGAGAAACGUCGACUGCAGGAACUGUGUAGUAAACAAGGUGCAGGGGACUAUGGUGCCUUCAUACGAGAUCCUCACCUGUCGCUAUUGGAUAUCCUAACAGCUUUCCCAUCGUGCAGUCCUCCUCUGAGUCAACUGUUUGAGCACCUGCCUAGGUUACAGCCUAGACCUUAUUCAAUAUCAAGCUCCCCGUUAGUGGAUUCCAACAAGUUGCAUUUUGUCUUCAACAUUGUGGUCUUUUCUGAAGAGCAAGGGAGGAACAAGCAACGUGAAGGAGUUUGCACAGGAUGGCUUAAUCACUUGACCAAAAUCCAACACUAUUCAGAUGAUUCAUUGCAUAGUCAGAUGUUGCAACUUGAUAUUCAUCCAGAGAUAAGGAUACCCAUUUUUGAACGCACCAAUCAGCAUUUCCACCUCCCAGCUGACCCAACCACGCCCAUUAUAAUGAUUGGACCAGGCACAGGUGUGGCUCCUUUUAUAGGAUUUUUACAGCAUAGGGCUUGUAUGCAGCAGACAGGAGUGUGUCUUGGUCCAGCUUGGCUAUUAUUUGGUUGUCGACAUCGGGAUAGAGAUUUCUUGUACAGGGAGGUUAUUGAGGGUCAUCUGUCCUCUGGUAUCUUGUCCAAACUCUGCUUGUCCUUCUCACGUGAUCUGAUCCAAUCAGUGACCAGUGAGAUUGCAGGAGCAAGGAAUGUACCUGAUGUCCCUCGCUAUGUUCAGGAUAACAUGAGGAAACAUGCUACUGAACUCAGUCAACUGAUUCUAGAGGACAAGGCAGUGAUUUACGUUUGUGGUGAUGCCAAGAACAUGGCUAAGAAUGUGACUGCCACAUGGAGUGACAUCUUCAUGCAGGAGACAGGGAGGAGUGCUUAUGAAGCAGCGUGUCUCCUAGCAACAUUACGUGAAGAGAAGCGUUACUUGGAGGAUGUGUGGACUUGAGAGAAACCCAGAGAUGGGAUAAAUGCUGAUGGUACCAAUGGCCUCGUUCAAACUUGUUUGGGCUUAAUUAAAAAAGUUACUUUGAAAAAGUUUUCUGGAAAGAAACUGAGAGAAUAACAUAUCUUUGAUUUUUUGGGGUUGGUAGAGGUGUUUGGAACAGUGACAUUAUAUUCAUGUGAAUAGGGGCAAAUAAAAGACGGAUAAAAGGUUUAUUACAACUCCAUGUUCAUGUACUCCUUUUUCUUUGUAACAAAGUCUAUUUAAAGGAUAUACAUGUAUUUAUUUGGCGUAUUAUUUGUUGUCUUUACAGACUUCAUACGUACAGGAAUUCCUUCUUCAAGAUCAGUUGCAUGGAAUGUACCAAUGUUUUAGUCUGCCCUCCUUUUGUAUAAUCAACACUUGAGCUACUCAGUCAUCCAAUUUUAAUAAUUUAAUACGGUUAGGUUGUCAAAGAUGGGCUCAAAAGUCAUUAAAUCGGUGUAAGAAACAAGUCAAAAAGAUUUUUUGAAUUUACAUUGACUCAUUCCUUGUUUGUCAGUGAUUGGAUUUAUAGGAGAAACGAAGGAAAAGGGGGUUUUGAAUGGCUUGUAAAAUUUUUAUUAAUAAAAACUGUUGAAUACCACACACAUUUGUCAUUUAUAAGUUCUAAAGUCGUCUAUUUGAAUAAAGAAAAGUAUUUUCUUGUUACUUGCAAUCCUUGAACUAAGAAGACGAAAUUACAUCAAGACUUAUUACUUCAGUUGGAAGUAUAUGUUCAGCCUGUGAUUAGUAUUUGCUCUGCAAGAGGUUGAAGAUGUAGCCACAUGCCAACAUUUAAACCGAAAUCCACUUUAUGUUGAUCUGGUCAGAGAAUAAUUCUUCGAAGAUAAACAUCGAUGCGUUGUGAGAUACCUUCAAACGUCUUUAACAAGAGGUCUUGUGGCUUUGCAGAGUACCUUGUAACAGAACCUUGUCAGAUGAGAAAUGAAAACAAUAAAAGAUGAAGCAUUUGAACCUAACAUUCUCUUUUAAGUAGAAUGUUGUAUUAAGUUGUCUUUUAACAAGGUUCGACUUUGCAUGUAAUACAAAAUAUGAUAAUAGGAUAAUGGUUGUACUAAUUACAGUGAAAUAGCAUGUCAAAACUAAUGAAGGAAUCAAUUUGCAACAAA